This is a messenger RNA of Symbiodinium natans, 2805 nucleotides long. The record is from the annotation of a GenBank genome assembly. NCBI's taxonomy places the organism in Eukaryota, Dinophyceae, Suessiales, Symbiodiniaceae.
AUGCUUACUGGGCUACUAAGGAAUGCAGCUACCUUGCGGAAGACGAAGAUGACGUCUGCCGAGCUUCGGAUGUCGGCGCGCAUGAAGUCCAUGGCGCCAGAGAAGGCCACCCUCUCGAACAUGGAGAAGUCGGUCCUGAACGUGGCAAGGCUCCAGUCCCAAGGCACCUCUGCCUCCACGAACCUGACCGCUUUCUUGAAGGAGAUCCAGCGGCUCAUCGACUCCAGCAUGAAGCAGAACAUCCUGCAGCGCAUGAACCAGACCCAGAUGGAUCUCGAUGAGGCGUGGCAGAACCUGAGUACCUGUAUUCAGCCCAAUGACACCCACUACGUCGAAGAGCUGGCAGACCUGGAUGCCCAGCAUAUUCAGUGCCGGCAGUCGGAAGCCGACCUGUACGCAGACUUCCAGACCACGUGCGUCGUCGGUUGGAAGAUCUAUGCAGAGCGGAUCCAAGCAAUCUGCAACAACUAUGUGCAGGCCCAGACACUCCCGGACCCAACGAGUACCUGUGUCAUGCAGUUGGGCACGCCAGUUCCAACGAUUGGCAACUACCUGAAAGGCAUGGCUGCUCACUUCAAGGGUGAGUACCAGGCAGUGGUGGAAAAGCGGCUGAAAUGCCAAAAUGCCUCAACAACACCCUUCAAGAACAUGGAGCUUUGCAAGCAGUUGAUGUGCCACUACUGGGACAGAAGGCUUGAGUGCUCAACGCAGCAGGCAGCAUUCGAGCAGCGAUCCUGUGAGGUACACAAGACAUUUACUUGUAGCAAGUUCUCGAAGUGCUAUGCGGAGAAGGCGGACAUCUACCAGGACAUCCAAAGCAUGGGAAAGCAGACAGAAGUGGCCGCGAAGGCAGAGUGGAGGAUCGUGAAGCGGAUCGAAUGCUACAUUGCUGCCUUGGGCAAGCCGAAAGACGAGCUGUCGGCAUCCAUCGACGCCUGCAAAGGAACAAUCUUCUCCACUGACCCGGUUGAGCUUGUCUACAAGGGCCCUGCUCCCGCCGCGCGGCCAUGCACGGAUGUGUUCUUGCAGCCAGGGUCUCCCAUUUUCUCCACCUCCUGGCACAAAGGCAGUGCCACCUUCGUGUGGUCCACGAGGCUGUCCGAAGCCCCUCGUCGAACUCCCGGAAUGCUGUGGGUCCAGGAAGCUGAGGGCAAGAUCGAAGCGAUUCUCCGACUGCCGAUUUCCCGACUCGCCAUGGACACUCAGAGCCUGGAGAUCGCCGCGCUCAACGAAGGAGGCAAAGUCAUCGCCCGGCAUGCGUUCCAGCUGCAUCACCUCAUCAAAGCGCCCAUGCAUACCAUAGCCUUCGAACCGUGCAACUUGCGGCUGGAGGAUCAGAGUGACCAAUCCAUCUCAGCAGAGGUACAGGUGCGCCUCAUGGGCCUCCACAAGAUCAAGCACCAGGAUGCCGUGAAGCGCCUGGCGAUCGAGAGCACAGAGGAGGAAGAGUCUGCCGAGUCUGCGGACGAAGAAGGAGAGGCGAGCAUCUCGCUCGUCGCGCGCUCGUUUACGUUGCAUUGGGUGAACUCCAUCUAUGGCAAGCUGCACCCGAAGAUAUCGAUCAUCAUCGCGCGGAUGAUGGAAGACCGCUUUGGCCUGAUUACACAGAUGUUGCAGGCCAAGAUGCCAGGCCCUCUGAAGGACAUUCAUUUCAAGUAUUUCCGCUUGGGUGAUACCCCGCCGUCUCUCGGGCCAAUCACAGUCGCAGAAACCCUUCGCGGCCACCGAAGCGCAGGCAUAGAGAUGCAGGUGGGCUUUCACCUGGACACCAAUGCCCACAUGGAGCUGAACGUGCACGGUGCCAAUUUGGGCAUCGACCGGAUCCGGGUCCAGGGUGAACUGCUUGUUCGCCUGGGCCCCUUACUGGAGGAGGUGCCCGUUCUUGGUGGUAUGGUGGCAUGCUUCUUGAACCCUCCCGACCUUCAGUUGCAGUACUGCGGAGUUGCGCACUGUGUGGAGAGCACUCUGCUGGCGAACCGAUUCCAGAAGAUGAUUGACACAGCCUUGGCAAGCGCCCUGGUUCUUCCACACGUGUUUUCCCUGCCCAUCGGCACAGAGUCGCAGAACGUGGACCGAGCACUUCUGGCGCACCCCAAGCCCAUAGGCGUCCUGCGCGUCACCGCCGUGCGGGCCUGGAACCUCCUGGAGGGUUGGCCCUUGAAACGUUCUAGAAGCCCCUACCUGAGUUUGGCCCUGGCGGGUGCAGAAUGGCAGACCUCAGCCGUAUUCUCGAGCGUGAACCCCGAGUGGGAUGAGACCCAUGACUUCCUUGUCUAUGACAAGCGCCAAACGCUGGCCAUCGAAGUCGUUGACACAAACUCGCUUUUUCUGCGCACUGUCAUUGGGUACGCCGAUCCCAUCAUGGUCACUGAAACAGAGGCGCACUCGGACAGGCCCAUCGCGCUGUUCGACUGCUUGGAGAACCCAAACACUCCCAAGGCGGCAUCUCACCGUCACGCCGCUGGAAACGUGGAGCUACGGCUCGAGUGGCUGAACUUUGUGAGGCACGGACGCAAGGGUCCAGACGGUUGCUGCGUGCUGCGAGUGAAGUUUGAUGAAGUGGAAGUUCCUACCCAGCUCCUCAAUCUGCGGAGCACCAGCGAGCUGGACCCCCUUCGAGUUCGCAUGCGCGCCACUGUCGGAAAGGUCAAAGAUUCGACGCCCGAGGUGGCAUGGUUUUGGAAACCAGACCAUCCUGGUCAACAGGAGCCCAAAACUAUUGAGCUGGACAUCGAGAAUGUGCUCUACAUGCUCAUUCACAAAACUGAUCUGGAGCAGAGUUCUCAAGCUUCAGUGAUACCAUAG